This is a messenger RNA of Rhinolophus ferrumequinum (greater horseshoe bat), 1220 nucleotides long. RefSeq names its product ATP synthase peripheral stalk-membrane subunit b (gene ATP5PB). Gene Ontology annotation, biological process: proton motive force-driven ATP synthesis. Bases 115 to 885 code for a protein of 256 amino acids. The transcript has 7 exons. The record is from RefSeq and is a predicted model, not a curated record. NCBI's taxonomy places the organism in Eukaryota, Metazoa, Chordata, Mammalia, Chiroptera, Rhinolophidae. Gene Ontology annotation, molecular function: proton transmembrane transporter activity.
GGUUCACGUUCUCUUCUCGCGAGACUUGCGAGCGACCAUCUUGCUCCUGCCCCUAAAAGACUCCCUGUCCAGGUCACCCGGACACAGAGACAGCCGAGCGGGCCCUCGCUGACCAUGUUGUCCCGGGCGGUACUUUCUACCGUCGCCACAGCGGCCCCCUGUGUGAAGAACGCAGCCCUCCUCGGUCCAGGGGUAUUGCAGGCAACAAGGAUCUUUCACACUGGGCAGCCAAGUCAGGCCCCUGUACCACCGCUUCCUGAAUAUGGGGGGAAAGUUCGUCAUGGGCUGAUCCCUGAGGAAUUCUUUCAGUUCCUUUAUCCUAAAACCGGUGUAACAGGACCCUAUGUGCUCGGAACUGGGCUUAUCUUAUAUUUUCUAUCCAAAGAAAUAUAUGUGGUUACACCAGAGACCAUCUCUGCCGUAUCAACAAUAGGGUUGCUUGUCUAUGUAGUUAAAAAAUAUGGUGCCUCUAUUGGGGAAUUUGCUGAUAAACUCAAUGAGCAAAAAAUUGCCCAACUAGAAGAGGCGAAGCAGGCUUCCAUGAAAUACAUCCAGGAUGCAAUUAAUCUGGAGAAGUCACAGCAGGCACUGGUUCAAAAGCGCCAUUACCUUUUUGAUGUCCAGAGGAAUAACAUUGCUAUGGCGUUGGAGGUUACUUACCGGGACCGGCUGCAUAGAGUAUACAGGGAGGUAAAGAAUCGCCUGGACUAUCAGAUCGCUGUGCAGAAUAUGAUGCGUCGAAAGGAACAAGAGCACAUGAUAAACUGGGUGGAGAAGCAUGUGGUACAGAGCAUCUCUGCACAGCAGGAAAAGGAGACAAUUGCCAAGUGCAUUGCAGAUCUAAAGCUGCUUGCAAAGAAGGCCCAAGCACAGCCAGUUAUGUAAACGCAGCUAUGCCGAUUGAGACAGCUAGAAACAGUUGACUGACUAAAUGGAAACUAUGUGACAAAGUCUUUCUGUAUUGCGGCCUGCUGAAGUUACACUUUACCCUUCUUAAAAAUGAAAUGCUUGAGUUUCAUAUAGUGAAAGAAUUAAAACAAACAAUCUAUUGGCCAGUGAGAUGUUUCUUGUCCUUCUUGCUCUGUAUUUUGAGAUGUUCCAUAAUCACUUUUGAAUAAGCAGUUUGCUCUUAAUAAAAUUUGGUACCUGACUAAAGACUACCAAGUUAUGGUUUAAAUUUGUAAUUAAUUUUACCAUCUUGCAAUAAACUGACAAUUGAA